AUGUCAUUUGCUGUCCUUUCAAUUGCUAAUUUACAAUUACAAUUAGGCUUACGUAAACUGUCUCAACUACGUUCACCAAGAAUAACAGAACAUCCAAGUGAUAUAGUCGUACCAAAAAAUGAGCCUGUCACAUUGAAUUGUAAAGCUGAAGGCAAACCGGAACCAACAAUUGAAUGGUUUAAGGAUGGCGAGCCAGUAAAGACAAGCCCCAAUGAUAAUAAAUCUCAUCGCGUUUUAUUACCAUCCGGAUCUUUAUUUUUUCUAAGAACUGUUCAUGGUAAAAAAGAACAAGAUGGUGGAGUUUAUUGGUGUGUUGCAAAAAAUAAAGCUGGUAAAGUCAACAGUCGUAAUGCUACGCUUCAAAUAGCAGUUCUACGUGAUGAUUUUCGUGUUGAGCCUAAAGACACACGUGUAGCAGCUGGUGAAACAGCAUUAUUAGAAUGUGGACCACCAAGAGGCAAUCCAGAACCAUCACUUAUUUGGGAAAAGGAUGGAGUACCAAUUGAUCUAGAUGACUUUAGAAGCCAAUCACAUGGAACUCUGUCACGUAUUCGUGUUGUAGAUGGCGGUAAUUUAUUAAUAAGUGAUGUCCGACGUAUUGAUGAAGGAAAAUAUAAAUGUAUAGCACAAAAUAUUGUUGGUACACGUGAGAGCUCAUAUGCCAAAUUAACUGUUCAAGUAAAACCAUUCUUUACAAAAGAACCACCUGAUAGUCAAAUUUUAGCUGGUCAAACAGUAACAUUUCAAUGUUUAGUUGGUGGAGAUCCGCAACCACAAAUAUUAUGGCGAAAAAAUGAUGGAAAUAUGCCAGUUGGAAGGGCGAGUAUAACAGAAGAGGACAAAAGUCUUGUAAUAAAAAAUGUUCAAUCAGAAGAUGAAGGUGUUUAUAUUUGUGAAGCACAGAAUAGUGUUGGAGAGAUUAGUGCCCAAGCUCAUCUAACUGUACAUUCACCACCAAUAUUCACAACAAAACCGCAAGAUAAAAAAAUUGGUUUAAAUGGUAUUGCAACAUUUGAUUGUGUUGCAAAUGGUAAUCCACCGCCAUCAGUUUUUUGGACAAAAGAAGGAUCACAAGUUUUAAUGUUUCCUGAUAAUUCAUAUGGUCAUAUGCAUGUUACAAAUAAGGGUACUUUACAAAUACGUGGUGCACAAAAAGAAGAUGCUGGUUAUUUUGUUUGUUCAGCCUUAAGUGUUGCUGGUUCAUCAACUAUUCGAGCAUUUUUACAGGUAACAUCAGUUGAUGAUACACCACCACCAAUUAUACAAAUUGGUCCAACAAAUCAAACAUUACCAAAAGGUAGUUAUGCUAUGUUACCAUGUCGUGCUACUGGUAAUCCAAUACCAAAAAUUAAAUGGUAUAAAGAUGGUAUAUCAUUACAAAAUACUCAUCGUUUUAUGAUUGUUCAAAGUGGUUCACUUAAAAUUGAUGAUUUACAAUUGGCUGAUACUGGACUUUAUACAUGCACAGCAUCAUCUGAAAGUGGUGAAACAUCAUGGUCAGCCACAUUAAUGGUUGAAAAAGGUGGUAGCACUAUACAGCAUAGAUCACCAGAUCCAAAUACAUUUCCAUCAACACCUGGAACACCAAAAGUUGUUAAUGUUACCCAAAGUAGUAUAACAUUAAGAUGGAAAGGACCUGAUCGACCUGGAGCAAGCGCUAUAAUUGGGUAUACCGUUGAAUAUUUUAGUUCAGAUUUACAAACUGGUUGGGUUGUUGCCCGUCAUCGUUAUCCAGAUCAAACCAUAACGAUAUCGGAUUUAAAGCCGGGAACAUCUUAUGUAUUUUUGGUUCGUGCUGAAAAUUCGCACGGUUUAUCAGUACCAUCUAGUAUGUCGAAUGUUGCAAAAACUUUAGGUACCGAUAUGAGUUUAGUUCCGCAAACAGAAUUAUCAGCUGCUCGUAUUGUACUAAGUGGAAAGGUGGUCGAACUUAUCGAUGCCGUUGCUAUUAAUUCAACAGCAGUACGUUUAGAUUGGCAAUUGCAUGUUAGCAUGACAGAAGAAUAUGUUGAGGGUCUUUAUAUCAGAUUUCGUGAUAUGAGUGAUAGUGCUCAAAAAUAUAAUAUUAUGACAGUUUUAACACCAUCAUUAGAAACACAUAUUGUAUCGAAUUUGAAAAAAUUUACAAAAUAUGAAUUCUUUUUAGCACCAUUCUAUCGUACAUUAGAAGGGCAACCGAGUAAUUCAAAAAUUAUUCAAACAAUGGAAGAUAUUCCUUCAUUACCACCAGAUAAUAUUCAAACUGGUAUGCUAAAUUUAACAGCCGGUUGGGUACGUUGGUCACCACCACCACCACAACAUCAUAAUGGUAUAUUAUUAGGAUAUAAAAUACAGGUAAAAGCUGGUAAUUCAACAAAAGUCUUAGCACAAAUGACAUUAAAUGCCACAACCAUGUCAGUUAUGUUAAAUAAUUUAACAACUGGAGCAACAUAUAAUAUUAGAGUGGUAGCAUUUACAAGAGUUGGUGCUGGACCAUUUUCACAGCCCAAAGCAUUAGUUAUGGAUCCAGCUCAUUUAAUAUCACCACCAAGAGCUCAUCCAAGCGGUUCAUUAAAUGGUGCCGGUCCAAAUGGUAUUACCGGUUCAAAUAGUAAUAGUAAUGGUAUAAAUAAUAUUAAUGGUAUAAAUGAUGAUACAACAGCAACACAUCGAAAAUCAUCAAAUGUUGUACAUGAAACAUGGUUUAUGGUUUUAGUAAUAACAAUGCUUUUAGCAAUAUUAAUAUCAGCUGCUGCAGCAAUGAUGUUUUUUAAGAGACGUCAUCAAUUAACAAAAGAAUUGGGACAUUUAAGUGUUGUUAGUGCCAAUGAAAUAACAGCCUUAAAUGUUAAUGGUAAAGAAAGUUUAUGGAUUGAUAGGGGUUGGCGUACAACUGAUACUGAUAAAGAUUCUGGAUUAAGUGAAACAAAAUUAUUAUCGAAUCCAAACAGUCAAUCAAAUUAUGCAUCAGAUGGGGGAACUGAUUACGCUGAAGUGGAUACAAGAAAUUUAAGUACAUUUUAUAAUUGCCGAAAAUCACCAGAUAAUCCUACACCAUAUGCAACAACAAUGAUUAUUGGUGCUACAUCAACUGAUAAUUGUAUUAAAAAUACAUCAAAUAAUAGUACUGAUCAUGAUUCUGGAACACAUAGUCCACAUUCAGAUCAACCACCACAGGGUUAUAUUGUUGCUGGUCCAAAUAAACAUAAUUAUCAUCAAUAUCCACCAGAUCCAAUCAAUUGGUCAGAAUUCUUACCACCACCGCCAGAACAUCCACCACCAGUGCCACAAAAUACUUGUUAUCCACCAGGUAGUCCACAAUCAAGCCGUAAAAGUUCAAAAUCUGGUGGAUCUGGAAUGUCUGUUCACCAGAGUACUAUGAAUACAUCACAACAUAGCAGUUCUUCUGGUGGUUUUUCAAAUUGGAAUGUAAUAGGACAGAAUCCAUUCGCUGGGCAACGUAAUUGUGAUAGCCGACAAGAAAAUUAUUAUAAUAAUCCGAUUCAAUAUGUUCCACCGGUACAAGGAAGAUAUCAGAUAACACCAACUGGUUCACAUCCACCACCAUUACCAUAUUAUCAUCCGAUUAAUGGUCAACAAAUAAUACAACAACGUCAAAUGCAUAUUCAUUAUCCAUCGGCUAGACAUGGUAUAUCUGAAUAUCAACCAACUAAUGGUCAUAAUUCUAGAUGUUCGAAUGGAAGAAGUUGUAAUAGUUGUGAUGCUCUUUCAUCACCACAACAACCUUUACCACCACCUAGUUCAACAGAAUGGUAUCAACCAUUACAUCAAAGUGCUAGCCAUCAAAAUCAAAUUUAUGCAUGUUCCUCUGAAUGUUCAGAUCAUUCAUCAAUUAGAAAUGGUCAUCAUCAACAUCAUCAUAAUAGUACUGGUGGUAUUAAUGGGCAUUCACAUAUUCAUGGUAAUAAUAGUAUUAAUAAUAGUCAUAUCCAACAAUCACAUAAUAAUAGUAAUACUGGACAUGGACAUCAACAUCCAGGAAUAUUACGGCAAAAUAGUAAUUCACAUUCAACAGCUAUUGACAAUAAUGGUCAACCACCUUCAUCACAUCAUCAUCAACAACAACAACAACAGCAUCAACAACAGCAACAACAACAACAAUCACAAGAUAAUAAUAUUAAUAAAACAGGUAAUCCUAGUUAUAAUAUUAAUAAUCGUUUAAUAAAUGGUAAUAGCGGUAGCUUAAAUGGUUAUCAAGAAAUUGAUGAACAUGAACAUAUGUUAAAAUCUUGUGGCUGUGAAAUUAAUACUAAUGGAGUUGUAGUUGGUGGUAAAGGUAGUAGUGCCAAUAUAACAGAUGAUGUUAAUGAAUCAACAAAUAAUCGUAAUGAUCAACAUAGAAUUAAUAAUUGUAGUGAUUGUUAUAAUAGUUCCAGAGAUGGUGAUGGCGAUACAUGCUCAUGUAGUGAAAGUUCAUGUUUAUAUGCUGAAGCUAUUGAUCCAAUGCCAACAGCAUUGGCUGCAAAAGCAAUGCAAAAUAAUAUUCCAUUACAAGUUGUUGGAAAAACUACGUCAAAUAAUUAAUUAGAAACUUAAAAAUUUUAAAUUAAGAAAAUAAUUGAAAAAUUUAAAUUAAGAAAAAGAAAAUGUUUUAUGUUUGUUUUUUACUUUUAAAAGUUUGAUUUCUUUUUCAAAAUUUAUUCUUGUAAAUAAUUUUCUAACAAAUUUUU
This is a messenger RNA of Condylostylus longicornis, 4670 nucleotides long. RefSeq names its product roundabout homolog 2 (gene robo1). Gene Ontology annotation, cellular component: axon; plasma membrane. The record is from RefSeq and is a predicted model, not a curated record. Gene Ontology annotation, biological process: cell-cell adhesion; axon guidance. The coding region runs from base 1 to 4524 and encodes 1507 amino acids. Gene Ontology annotation, molecular function: protein binding. NCBI's taxonomy places the organism in Eukaryota, Metazoa, Arthropoda, Insecta, Diptera, Dolichopodidae. The transcript is spliced from 23 exons.